AUGGUCUACACAGCAUCUUUCGCUUUCUUCGAGGCGCUCUGGGAGUACGGCGUCAGCCAUGUCUUCGUCAACCUUGGAUCGGACCAUCCGUCUAUCAUCGAAGCUAUUGUCAAGGGUCAGAAUGAGAAGAGAGGCCAAUUCCCCAAAAUUAUCACAUGUCCUAAUGAGAUGGUUGCCCUCUCCAUGGCGGACGGAUACGCCAGACUGACAGGCAAGCCUCAAUGCGUUAUCGUACACGUCGACGUCGGAACCCAAGGCCUCGGGGCCGCUGUACACAAUGCCUCGUGUGGUCGCGCACCUGUUCUGAUAUUCGCGGGUUUGUCGCCUUUCACCAUUGAGGGCGAGAUGCGCGGCAGCAGAACGGAAUACAUCCACUGGAUACAAGAUGUGCCAGAUCAGAAGCAGAUUGUGGCACAGUACUGUAGAUAUACUGGGGAGAUCAAAUCGGGCAAGAACGUCAAACAGAUGGUCAAUCGAGCUCUGUCCUUUGCCAUGAGCGAUCCCAAGGGGCCUGUCUAUCUCUACGGCGCGCGUGAGCCCAUGGAAGAGGACUUGACCCCGUAUAAGCUGCAGAUGGACUACUGGCAACCCGUCGAACCGGCUGCUCUCCCUCCGAAGGGUGUCAAGAUGAUUGCCGAAGCCCUGGUUAACGCCCAAGAGCCGCUCAUCAUCACUGGAUACUCGGGUCGAAAUCACGAUGCUGUGCAAGAGCUCGUUCGGUUAGCCGACAAUGUCAAAGGUCUACGCGUCCUAGAUACUGGCGGAUGUGAUAUGUGCUUCCCGGCGAACCACCCAGCUUGGCUCGGUCUGCGAUACGGUAAUGACCCCGCCAUCAAAUCAGCCGAUAUCAUCCUAGUCCUUGACUGCGACGUGCCCUGGAUCAACACCCAGUGUCACCCGAAAGAAAACGCCAAGAUCCUUCAUAUCGAUGUCGACCCACUGAAACAGCAAAUGCCCGUUUUCUACCUAAACGCCAUACAACGCUACCGAGCCGACUCAUAUACCUCACUGACGCAGCUCAACGAAUACCUCGAAUCACAGCUCAAGGAAACGCUUUCUAGUCAGCUCUUUAGCCAACGUUGGUCAGCAUUACAAGAGUCACACAAGAAGAAACUAGAAGGCAUUGCAAGCGAGGCCAAGGUUGACGAGGACGGCCAUUUCAGCACCCCAUACCUUUGCUCCCAACUCAAGAAACUUUGCCCAAAUGACACCAUUUGGGCGGUCGAGGCCGUUACCCAGACUGGCUUUGUCGCAGAUCAGAUUCAGGCUACACUUCCAGGCUCAUGGAUAAACUGUGGUGGUGGCGGUCUCGGUUGGUCUGGAGGUGGUGCGCUUGGCAUAAAGCUCGCAACCGACACAGAAGGAAAGAAACAAUUCGUGUGCCAGAUUGUUGGCGACGGCACCUAUCUUUUCUCCGUCCCUGGAUCAGUAUACUGGAUCGCGCAACGCUACAACAUUCCCAUCCUCACCGUUGUGCUCAACAACAAGGGCUGGAACGCCCCGCGAAGGUCUAUGCUAUUGGUACAUCCCGAUGGUGAGGGCUCUAAAGUCAGCAACGAAGAGCUCAACAUCAGUUUCGCGCCGACUCCAGACUACUCGGGUAUUGCCAAGGCGGCGAGUGGAGGCAAAAUUUGGGCUGCGCAUGCGAGCACUGCGGACGAGCUCAGCAAACUGCUACCAGAAGCCAUCAAAAGUGUACUUGGUGGAACAUCUGCUGUUUUAGAUGCUCAUCUGGAGGGACCGGAAGGCAAGUAUGGAGGUGGUAAAGGUCGUUUGGGUUGA
Alternaria atra is the source of this 1782-nucleotide messenger RNA. RefSeq lists its product as uncharacterized. Gene Ontology annotation, cellular component: mitochondrion; acetolactate synthase complex. Gene Ontology annotation, biological process: L-valine biosynthetic process. The transcript has 3 exons. The record is from RefSeq and is a predicted model, not a curated record. The coding region runs from base 1 to 1782 and encodes 593 amino acids. Gene Ontology annotation, molecular function: magnesium ion binding; flavin adenine dinucleotide binding; thiamine pyrophosphate binding. Lineage: Eukaryota; Fungi; Ascomycota; Dothideomycetes; Pleosporales; Pleosporaceae.